Messenger RNA from Portunus trituberculatus (swimming crab), 551 nucleotides. Its product is annotated as protein krueppel-like. Lineage: Eukaryota; Metazoa; Arthropoda; Malacostraca; Decapoda; Portunidae. The annotation marks the transcript as partial. The record is from RefSeq and is a predicted model, not a curated record. Gene Ontology annotation, biological process: regulation of transcription by RNA polymerase II. The transcript has a single exon. Gene Ontology annotation, molecular function: DNA-binding transcription factor activity; RNA polymerase II cis-regulatory region sequence-specific DNA binding.
GAUAGAGGAGGAAUUAGACGUACCCGAGGGCCUGACGCACCUGAGGGAGGCGAGGGAGCUCAGUAUGCCCAGCCUAGAUCCUUGCUGUGUCCGCAGUGUGGCCGCGGCUACACCCACAAGUCAACACUGCGGCGCCACCUCCGGGCACACACUGACGACAAGCCCUUCGCGUGUGACAUGUGCUCCUACCGGGCCAUCCAGCGCUCCGACGUGACGCGCCACAUGAGGACACACACCGGAGAGAGGCCCUACCGCUGCCCGCACUGCAACCACCGGGCAUCGCAGUCUGGGGACCUCGACCGCCAUAUUGUGUCCGUGCAUCCUGAUUUGUGCCACGAAUGUCUCAUGUGCACCCACCGCGCCCCCUCCCGCGCCUCCAUGGUCACCCACCUCAGGAAGAAACACGCCUAGAUCUCAUGUCCUACGGGGGGGUCCUAUAGGGGUUUUGUUCAGAGGGUCCUACUGGUGUCCUGUGCUGGGGUGCUUCGUUGGUUCACAGGGUCUGUAUUGGGUAUCCUGUGGUAUCCUACUGACAUAUCCUAUUGGUAUGU